Chenopodium quinoa (quinoa) is the source of this 1540-nucleotide messenger RNA. RefSeq names its product beta-glucuronosyltransferase GlcAT14C. The transcript has 4 exons. The coding region runs from base 123 to 1370 and encodes 415 amino acids. Gene Ontology annotation, molecular function: glucuronosyltransferase activity. The record is from RefSeq and is a predicted model, not a curated record. Gene Ontology annotation, cellular component: membrane. NCBI's taxonomy places the organism in Eukaryota, Viridiplantae, Streptophyta, Magnoliopsida, Caryophyllales, Amaranthaceae.
UCAUACACCGAAGGCAUGGCUGAACAGGUAAGCGGAGGUAACUUGUUCCCAACUCCGGCUUUGAAGAUCUCCUUAUGAAACCAUUCAUUCUUCAAAUCCCAAAAAAUUGACCUUCAAAUUCGAUGAAACAUCCACACAUCUACCACACCAUCACAACCAAUAAAAAAUGGCGAAUCUCAAUCUUCUUCCUCUCCAUUUUCUUUCUCUUACUCAUCUCUUCUCUUGCUCUUCUUCGACGCAAAUCAUCUUCAACUGCCACUUCUCAAUCAUCACACCAUUACAACUCAAGAGAUUUCUCUGAAUCAAGGCUUCCACAAAUCCCGAGGUUCGCUUACUUGAUAUCAGCGACCAGAGGCGAAGCUCCGCAAGUCAAGCGAUUGCUUCGAGCUUUGUAUCAUCCCAGAAAUUACUACUUAAUUCACUUUGAUCUCGAUGCUUCGGAGGAUGAAAGGGUUGAAAUUGCUAAGUUUGCGAAAUCGGAACCGGUGGUGCGGCAGUAUAGGAAUGUUUUUGUUGUUGGAAAGGCAGAUUUGAUCACUUCAAAGGGUCCAACUGCUUCUGCUUCAAUGCUUCAUGGUGUUGCUAUUUUGUUGAGGCAGGCCAAAGAUUGGGAUUGGUUUGUUAAUCUUAAUGCUUGGGAUUAUCCUCUUUUUUCACAGGAUGAUCUUCUGCACAUCUUCUCUUACUUGCCUAGAGACUUGAACUUUCUUGAGCACACGAGUGAUAUUGGUUGGAAAGAACAUCAAAGAGCAAGACCUAUCAUCAUUGAUCCUGGCUUGUAUCAUGUAAAAAAAUCGGGAGUUUUUUGGGCAAAAGAAAAAAGGUCUAUGCCUUCUUCGUUCAAAUUGUUCACAGGGUCUGAGUGGGUGGUGCUGACUAAAUCGUUUGUUGAAUUUUGUAUAUGGGGAUGGGAUAAUGUUCCUAGGACACUACUCAUGUAUUACACAAAUUUUUUAUCCUCUUCUGAGGGCUACUUUCACACUGUGGUCUGUAACCAUAAAAAUUAUCAGAAUACUACUGUAAACCAUGACCUUCGGUAUAUGAAGUGGGACAAUCCUCCGAAUCAGCAACCUGUCAACUUGACCCAGGAGUAUUUCAAUGAUAUGGUACAGAGUGGUGCUCCUUUUGCACAUAGAUUUUCUAUGAAUGACCCUGUUCUUGAGCAGAUUGAUCGGGAACUUUUAAGGAGAACAGAUGGCUACUUUGCCCCCGGGGGAUGGUGCCUGGGAAAUUCUGUUCCAGAAAAGGAUCCAUGUGCUCGUUUUGGGAAUUCAGAUGCUAUAAAACCUAGUAUAAAUACCAGAAGGCUUGAGAAGCUUGUUCUUCAGCUCCUUGAUUCAGAAAAGUUUAGGUCUAAACAAUGCAGGUAGCUGUCAUAGUAUGAUGCCCUGUUAGUCGAUUAUUGUCACUGACAACUCAAAAUCAUAAUAUCCAAAUAUCUACGGAGUAGUUGACUAGUUGGCAUGCGUCUUCCUUAAAAUUGUGCAUAAUGUGAAUCAUCAAUGAAUAUUUAACAUAAUAUAUGCUCUUAUUUUUGUAA